CCAACACCUAUCGACGCCAUGGCCAAACUCACGUCCACUCGCAGUACGCGAGGUCCUCACCGCUCUAAAUCAUCCUCCCAACCCAAACCCUCUCACCCCCCGCAGGAGCACUCAACUCACAGACAGAAACGCAGAAAGCAGAUUAUCCGAUUUGCUGCUGGACGCGUCAAGCAUCAGCAAUGGGCAUCGAUCGCCCGCCAGACCGCAGCGAUUGCACUUGGUGAUGGCAAGUACGUAGAGAACCUGCGUUGCAGUGUCCCUGCCGUGUCUUCAUCGCCCAUUGCUGAUUCCCCAGAGACCUCACAGUUGCAGCGUAGCCUGAGCACUUGGCAUGUUGUGCACGACAUAUCAUCCCAGGUACGCUACAGCAACAGGGCGACUGUUUUUUAUCCCCACGAUUCCGAUGUCGUUCGUUCCUGGGUCACUCGCCCCGCCGCAUCGUCGUUAGUGGCGCCCAGAAGGACAGCGAUCGAGUUCUCAAAGUAUUCGGCCGUGAACAGGUCCCGCCGGCUUUACCUCGAUUCUGUGGCCUCACAGAAAACAACCCCCUAUCCCAUCCGUCAGACUACCAUCGGCGUGCUCACCUCUGCUUCUGUCCAUCGUCCAGGUGGGGCCUACCUCAGCGGCGGCACAGAACCAGAUGCGGUGUUGGCUCGCUCGACUUCCCUCGUUGCAUCCCUCAGCACCCCCGAGGCACGGCAGUUCUACUCUGAGAUGAAGAAAUAUACCAAGGAAUACGGCGCCGGUUUCUUCCCGCAUUCACUCGUCUAUUCCCCCUCUAUCGUCGGCUUCCGCAGAGACGACGACGAUCACUUUAACGUUCAGGACGAUGACUUUGAUCCUGAACUGGAUGCCAUUCCUGCCGACCCGACAACAGCGGAGCUCGAACUACCGCCUGCGGUGAAUGCUCAGAAUCAACGCGCGAUGGGGGAAUACGUAUCCCCGUAUCUCAUGAAUGUCGUCUCUGCUGUUCCAGUGAAUGCGAAUACCAUUCGCACCGCCUCAUCCCCUCCCCCUUUCCCCUCCAAUGAUUCUACAUCAUUCUCCCCGACGUCUACAGAAAUUGUCGAGGCAACCAUCCGGCAGACAGUCAAGGAUCGUCUUGGGCGCGCAUUGAGGCUCUUUGAGCUGCAUGGUGACCGUAAACUUGUUCUAGGAGCCUUUGGAUGCCGCGAAGGGUUGUCUGUCGAGGUCGUUGCUCAGAUCUAUGCCGAACUAUUGGCCUGUAAUGUAGGAGAGAAUGGAGAUGGCCGGUUCCGUGAUGUGUUCGAGAAGGUUGUUUUCUCGUUACCUGGCAAGCUGUGUGCCCCUUUCCGAACGGCGUUUCAGAUGCGAGUAUUCGAUGACGAGUUGAAUCGGGCGCUGGACGCGGUAGAGUUGUAAGUUAUUAUUUUCUCGGACAGGAUGAACGAUCUCUAUCGUUUUUCUUCUGCUGUUUGUUGUGUUAUUUAUACUGUGAGCAUGUACUCGUACUUAACAUUUUUCAAUCAUGGAAUAAACGGCGGAGUGAUUCUCGGUCAAUCUGGCCGAUGAAUCUCCGUCAGAACUCGUACC
This is a messenger RNA of Heterobasidion irregulare TC 32-1, 1554 nucleotides long. RefSeq lists its product as uncharacterized. Lineage: Eukaryota; Fungi; Basidiomycota; Agaricomycetes; Russulales; Bondarzewiaceae. The transcript has a single exon. The record is from RefSeq and is a predicted model, not a curated record. The coding region runs from base 19 to 1383 and encodes 454 amino acids.